Colletotrichum destructivum is the source of this 2812-nucleotide messenger RNA. Its product is annotated as Putative Zinc binding protein Ecl1/2/3. NCBI's taxonomy places the organism in Eukaryota, Fungi, Ascomycota, Sordariomycetes, Glomerellales, Glomerellaceae. The transcript is spliced from 3 exons. The coding region runs from base 1968 to 2747 and encodes 259 amino acids. The record is from RefSeq and is a predicted model, not a curated record.
CCUCAAUUCUCUCUUCUCUCGCGCAUUUCCCUCGCCCGUCUCAUCCCGGGAUCCAAAGCUACACAAAGCACACACAUACACACACGCAAACGAGUAACGAGUGCGAGACGACGGCGACCACUACGUCAGCAGCUUCUCUUUUCGUCUUCAUCUCUUCUUCCAACUUUCGCUCGCGCCAAACGACAUCGCCCGGCUUCCGCGCCGUUGAUACACGAAUUGCAUCUCUCUGCACAAAAUUCCCACCGUCACAUCCCCGACCCAACGGAAAGACGGACAAUUGCGAACUAGCCAGCCCCGGUCCCCGCAUCCGUUCGCUGCUCUGUCGUCAUCGUGCUUCCUACGAGAGCGCCCAUCCAUCAGUCCUUGCGUGCCGCUGGGUCGUUGAUUUAUUACUCGAGACGGUAGCAAACAUUGCUUCUUUCCUGCAGACGCAGCACCCGGCCAUCGACUGACCCCUGGAGCUGGCGCUGGAGCUGGAGCUGGAGCAAAGGACAAACACGCGCCCACUCCCCCUUUGCACCUACACCUUGGCUUACAGGCCCACUGUCUCACCGAGCAUUGCGUGCGACACACUGCCAUUGUCCAUACACCCCCGGCGACCUACUUACACACCAAGUUUACAACCUCUCACACCACCGCAACUCACACCUUGUCGUCAGUCGGGUUUGGCCCCAACUCGUAGCCCUCUGCCGCCCCUACCCACCGUAUUAGCACGGUCACAGCAACCAUCAGCCCAAGUCUAUCUCAGCCGAGUUAGCCUUCUCGAAAGAAAGAACGAGAAGAAAGGGAAAAAAAAAGACACAAGCGUCCAAUCCUUCCUGCAAGCUUGCAGCACCACAUCAUAUCUGCUUGGACUGGCGGCACGCCUCCUUUUCUCCUCAUCCUCAUCACGCCUGGGCCUCGACUCGGGUUCCGUCAGCAGUUGAAAGCUUCCGACUGGACUGAUAGGAGGAUCAACCACGUCCCAUUAGGAAUCGUAUCAAGUCAGAAGUCAUAGUCACUGGCCACCCCCCGCGCGCGCACACACACUCACACACUCACGCACGCACGCACGCACGCCUCUUCCCAUCACUUAUCAGCUUCUCGGCCAAAUAUACAUAUCAGCACCCACACCCCCCAGACGCAAACCCGCCGCUAUCUUUCCAACCCAUCACCAAGCCGCCUUAGCAACUGGGAAUAAGGCACACCAUACAAACUACACAUCAGGCGUCCCCUGUACUUGCGAUAGCUCGAGACCCUUCUUAAUCCUCCCAGCACCCGCUCUGACCUGCGGGGGAAAAAAACCCAUCCAAGGGGGGAAAAGGAAAAUCUCUUCAGCGGCGGGCAACGUACGGAGCCGGAGUGCCACCAAAGCAAACCAACCCAGCCCAACCACAAGCAACCCUUCACUAGGUACGGAUACUAAAGGCCAAGGGCCCCGACUUUGCCACUCGGAACCGCGUGAGACAGCAGGGACCAAUUUCCUGCAUUUCCCAUUCCAAGGCCACCAACAGUCCAGAUCUCACCGAUUGUUGCGAAAAAUUUUCACGACGAGGCCGGAUACCGUCUUCCUUCUCCGGAUCUCCUCUCUGCCUCCCUCCUCUUUCGUUCCCCGUCCCGGGUCUCAAAAGCCCUUUGCCUCUGCCAAACCCGACGGCCGAGACAAGGACAGACAAGCAUCGCACGGUGCUCUUUUGUCAAUCCUCGCUGCUUAAGGCAUCGCAACAGCGCUACCCCUCCACUAAACACCGCCAUUCCCCGCUUAUCUCCUGCCGCCGUUCACCCACCAAUACAGGCACCGACUGCUACUGAAAGCCAUCCAAAAGCCUGAGCGACGGAGAGAGAGAGAGAGAGACUACAAGAAGACCCCUGCCAACCUCGCAUCCGUCUCUUUUGGAACUCGAACCCUCGCUUUCUCAGUCGCCGGUCUUCACUCACUUCGGCCAUACUUGACUCACCUCGGCCAUACUUAUACAAUACACCUCACGAUGCAUCACAGCCGCAGAAAGUCGGGUAACACGUCCAUGUCGGAAAAGACGGUCACUGCCAGCGACCCCUCCCGCUAUGGCAAGCGCCCUUCCACUCUCACCAGACGCCAAACACCCCAGAAGCUGGGCAAGAACCCCAGGGACCGCGAACGGGAACUGCAAGACUCGUGGGACGACCAACGUGAAAGUUUUCCUCAGUUCUGCAUGACUUGCGAAAAACAGUUUGUGCCUCAAGACGCCAAUUUCCUGUACUGCUCAGAAGCGUGCCGUAAGCAUGAUCAACAAAGCGCAUCGUCCACUGGCAGGAGCCACAGCCAGGCGCACAUGGGCAGCUACCCCUUCUACGCCAUGGGCAACCCCGAGCCGAGAGACAUCGUGCCUCGCGCAUCGCCCUCGAGGCCCAACUCGAUGCACUUCUCUCCGCCCACGACGCCCGGUGCCACCACCACCUCCUCCGGCGGUAGUGGUCAGUACUCUUCCGCCAUCUCUGCGCUGAGGUCGCUCAGCAUUCGACCGCCGAGCCCGCCUUCCCCCACAUCGUCUCAUCCUAGCCUGUGGCCCUUCACCAAGAGCAGCACCAACAGCCCCAGCACGUCGUACAACCGCGGUAGCAACAGCUUCUUUCCGGCGACCUACGAUGGGGGCUACGCGGCCAACGGGUAUGCCUACAACUACAGCUCCAGCGGCAUGGACCGCCCGCUACCGACGAGGAGGCCCACCGGGCCGGGCUACUCGAGGCCGAAAAGCAUCGAGUUGGUGACCCCGAUGGUCGGUCGUUAACUGUCAUCGGAGGUGACGCAUCGCACGACGACACCAUUGGGGGAGCGACUGACGUAUUGUGCAGU